Messenger RNA from Peniophora sp. CBMAI 1063, 465 nucleotides. The record is from the annotation of a GenBank genome assembly. NCBI's taxonomy places the organism in Eukaryota, Fungi, Basidiomycota, Agaricomycetes, Russulales, Peniophoraceae.
AUGACACGCCGAUAUCAAAUCAUCUUGUGGAGGCCGGGCUGCUACAUCCCCACCCUCUGUAGCAGACAUUUGAUAUACAUUGGGACGACGGUCCCACGCAACAACAAAUCGAAUGAACUGCAUGCGGCGUUUGCGAACCAGAACUCGGCGUCGAGGCACAAGUGCUUGGAGGCGGGCCUUGCGAUUAUACUGGCGGGCGCGGCGGCGCGGAUUCUUGAGUUCCCUUUCGUUGAUCACGGUGUCGCGGCGAUGUGGGCCGCCGUAUGCCGUGUGAUGAUCAACGAGAUCAUCACCGUGCGCUCCCUUUACCUCGAUCCUUCAGUCCUAACUGUGCCCGUUCUGGGCGAAGCCGAGCUCCUUGCCGCGCUCGACGAGCUUCAAGUGGCGAUGGCGCACUUCGCGCCUUCUUCUGCGCUUAUGAAUUAUCAGCUCGGGCGUAUACAGCAGGAGCGGAUCGCUGUAUAG